Molecule: messenger RNA, 5510 nt
Organism: Tachysurus vachellii
Lineage: Eukaryota; Metazoa; Chordata; Actinopteri; Siluriformes; Bagridae
Gene: ndrg4
Product: NDRG family member 4
Exons: 18
Coding region: 153-1523 (456 amino acids)
Biological process (GO): positive regulation of ERK1 and ERK2 cascade; signal transduction; brain development
Cellular component (GO): cytoplasm
Source: RefSeq, a predicted model, not a curated record
CAGAAAGCAGAACCCUCAUAGGGUAGCAGCAUCUCAACAAAACACACACACUCACACGCACACACACGCUUACAGAAGGAGCAGAAAAACAAAGAAGCCACACACUUGAAAAUCACCUCUGCAGAAGAAACAGCAUACACAAAAGCCUUGAGAUGGGGCCCGGAUUGUUCUGGAACUUCCCCUCCAAGACUAGCUGCACGGUUUCACAGACCCUGCUGCAGACGAUGUUGCUCUCCAAGAUGGCUGGCAUGAAGGAACAGCAAUUCAUCGAGGAGAAGCCGCUACUUCCAGAAACCAGAGGCCAGGAGACGGAAAUGGCGAGAGGAGCGUGUGUGAACGCAGGACCCUCACCCCAGCCAGCACGCCCUACCCGCAGGUGGCAUGAGAUCGCUCGCCAUUGGCUCGGUGUGACACGCCGCCACCGGACCAGCGGGGGGUGCAUCCCGGAGAACUGUGAAAGCUUCACACCCAUAGGAGACUGGAAGGAACAUGACAUUGAGACUCCCAAUGGGAUGCUGCAUGUGGUGAUCCGCGGGGCUCCAAAGGGCAACAAACCUGCAAUUCUCACCUACCAUGAUGUGGGACUCAAUCAUAAGCUGUGCUUCAACACUCUUUUUCAUAAUGAGGACAUGCAGGAGAUCACUAAACACUUUGUGGUUUGCCACAUUGAUGCGCCUGGCCAACAAGUCGGAGCCCCUCAGAUGCCAGCAGGGUACCAGUACCCCACCAUGGACCAACUGGCAGGUAUGCUGCCCAGCGUCGUCCAGCACUUUGGAUUUAAGAGCAUUGUGGGAAUUGGAGUAGGAGCCGGUGCUUACAUCCUUGCCAAGUUUGCUCUGAUCUUUCCUGACCUUGUUGAGGGUUUGGUUCUGCUCAACAUCGACCCAAAUGGGAAAGGCUGGAUUGACUGGGCUGCUUCCAAACUAUCUGGACUGACCAGCACACUGCCUGACAUAGUCCUACCUCACCUCUUCAGCCAGGAGGAGCUGAUGAACAACAGCGAGCUGGUGCAGAGCUACCGACAGCAGAUCAACAACACCAUCAACCAGUUCAAUCUGCAACUCUUCUGGAACAUGUACAAUGGCCGUAGAGAUCUGGAGAUGAAUCGCAGUGGGACUGUGCUAAACGCCAAGACACUCAGAUGCCCCGUGAUGCUGGUGGUGGGAGAUAAUGCUCCAGCAGAAGAGGGCGUGGUUGAGUGCAACUCUAAGCUGGACCCAACCAACACCACUUUCCUGAAGAUGGCUGACUCGGGUGGACUGCCUCAGAUCACACAGCCUGGAAAACUGACAGAGGCCUUUAAAUACUUCCUGCAGGGGAUGGGAUACAUCGCGUCUAUAAAGGAUCGGAGGAUGAGUGGAGGGCCAGUGCCCUCAGCCAGUAUGACUCGGCUGGCUCGCUCUCGCACUGCCUCUCUGACCAGCGGUGGCUCUGUGGACGGCUCUCGCAACCGAGCGUGCACACACUCGGACAGCACCGAGGGUGUGGGUCAGCUCAGCCACACCAUGGAGGUGUCCUGUUGAGCUCUCUCACACACAAAUACACACACAUAUACACAAAAAACACAUGUGUAGAUGGAGGUCAUGGAACAGAUAGCAGUAGGGACUGAGCUGAAGGAAAGGGCAGAGAUUUGUUCCUCUGUGUGUUUCUGUUCUGUAAAAUGACACACUCCUCCAAUCUCUCUCCUGUGUGUUUCAUGGCUUCAUGGUUUUUUGCUCAAAGUGUAUUCGUGUUGUUGCUCCAGCAUCUUCUGUCCUGCUUACGUUACGUGAGCCCUGAAAAUAACUCCCAUCGUUCCCUGCACUCGUGUCUUUUCACAGUCUCCAAGAGUGACUGGUUGCUUUAAAGCACAUAUGGAUUUUGAGUAAAAAAAAAAAGAAAGAAAGAAAGAAAGAAAAAAGGAAGAAAGAAAGAAAGAAAGAAAGUAGUAGAAACAAAAAAUGGAGAAAUUCAUGACUAACCAGUGAGUUUGACGCUUUUAUUAAGGUCUUUAUCAUCUCCCUGACAUACCAUUGACUGUGGUUGUAAAUACGUAAAGAUGUUUUCAUCUCCAUUUGUCAAAUAUUUUAAGGUCUUUAAAUAUACAAUGCAUAAGUUUUUUUUAUUUGAGUUCAAGUAACCCUGGGGGCAGAGUUACUGCAGUGAUUUCCUUUGAAAAUCCUGUAACAAUAAAGUAACAUCAUUUUGGCUCUACUAGCUGGCUAAUAUUCGGUAUGUAGCUAAGGACAAAGAAACCCUUAGAUUGAAUGACAAAAUACAUUGAGAGCACCAAGAAACAUAACACACCAAACUCAUCCAGAUUGCAUUUUUUACAUUCUGUCUUUUCUUUUUUAGCUAGAUAUAAAGCUAUAGCUGAUCUUUGUCAAGAAGCUGGCUACUCUUGGGUCUGUGUGAGAUUCUGUUGAACUGCAACUAAUUUUACUCAUGAAUUUCUCCAUCUUAGAGUUUCUAAGCAGGAAGCAGGUUGAGGGAUGUCAUCUGACAACGUACAAUAAUUCCGGUUCUCUGUCUUAGCCAUGAGCAGAAGGAUUGUUUGAUUGAGGCUGCAGCCAAUCAGGUUUUAAGAUGUCAGUUCUUAGCCAAUCAUCACAGCUCAUAUGCAUUUCAAAUACUUCUGAAAUCUGUGCUAAUGACUACACCACCUGAAGUACACUUACUGUAGUGCACACUACUCUACCAGUGACUACACCAAGAAAUACACUUACAGUACUGUAGUGCACACUACACUACCAGUGACUACACCACCUGUAGUACACUUACUGUAGUGCACACUACUCUACCAGUGACUACACCAAGUAAUACACUUACUGUAGUGCACACUACUCUACCAGUGACUACACCACCUGUAGUACACUUACUGUAGUGCACACUACUCUACCAGUGACUACACCAAGUAAUACACUUACAGUACUGUAGUGCACACUACACUACCAGUGACUACACCACCUGUAGUACACUUACUGUAGUGCACACUACACUACCAGUGACUACACCAAGUAAUACACUUACAGUAGUGCACACUACUCUACCAGUGACUACACCACCUGUAGUACACUUACUGUAGUGCACACUACUCUACCAGUGACUACACCAAGUAAUACACUUACAGUAGUGUGCACUACUCUACCAGUGACUACACCACAUGUAGUACACUUGUAGUAGUGUGCACUACUCCACAAGUGUGCAUUACUCAUUUAGUCAGUAUUAUUUGACUUUAUUAUACACUGCAUUGUUGUUUUCACUAACUUUAGCGCACAUACCUACCUACCACUGAAAUACUUUCUUCAACCAAAUGUAGUACACUAAUUGUAAAGUACACUAGCUUGAGUGUGCAUUACUUUAUCAGUUUAUACGCCACCCAACCUAGUAAAGAGUGUAUUAGCGUUCACUACUUUACCAAAGAAUCCUGGUAGUGCACCCUUCUAUAUUAUUUUAAAUUUAUUAUGGUAAUUGCAGUGUACACUACUCUAGCACUGACUUCUCCACUCAACCCUAGUCACUAGAUGCACUGUUCUAUCAAUCAACAAACAUUACAUUUUAGUAGGCUCAUUGUAGUGUGCAUUCCCCUCUGGCAUAGAAGUGGUUUUGCCUGGGAUCGGUUCAUCGGUUUCCUUUCUGUAGACAAUCACAAUUCAUCCUGAACCAAACCGGAACCGCGAACUGAGGCUGAACCUGUGUGCAGGCAAAGAGGUUGUACUGUAGGUCAUAAGGCAGUCUGUGGAACUGGUAAGCGUCAAGGUGGAGAGCUUGAUGUCUGUACAGCGUCUAGCUCAAAGGAAGUCUAUACCAAAGUAACACACACAUACACAUACACACACACACACACACACACACACACACACACACACACACACACACACACACAUACAGGUUCUGUGAAGGAAUAGAACCUCAGAAAUCACACCACAUUUUACAUUCAGGCUUUUCUCUACUUCCCUGUUGAACAUGUGAAUAUGAAUAUGAGCUACACUGAUAGGUGACACCAAGCAUGUGAGCUGUGAGAUGAUUGGCUAGAGCUGCUCCAUGAUUGUAUUAUAAAUGGCAACGAUAUGACUGAUCAUUAUGUCCCCUCCCCUUUCACAAACAACUCAACUUCUCUUCCAUCUGCCUUACUGAAUGUUACUUUACACAGCUUCCACAAUCUUGUAGGAAGUGAUGUACUCACUACUGCAGGGGUGUUUCUUGUUCAUGUGCGUCUGUGAGGGUUGGGGCUUUCUGGAGCUUCGUGCUCCAAGCUCAGAAUGUAGGGCAAAUCCCAAACCCACAAAACUCCCUUUCCCUAAAAACUCAAGGUGCCCCGACCCUUACAGACACAUACAGUCGCCCCAAAGGGCUAAUCGACCUCUCGUCCCCUUCGUUAUUUCCGGUAACACUCCUAGUACACACGACAUGAGAGGAUACAAACUCUGCAAAUGCUGUCCAAAUCUGAUGAUGAAUACAGCAGCCAUGUAUUGUAGGUUAUAUCAAAAGGAGAGUGUGUGCGUCAUGAGUGAGGAAAUGUAGAGGAGUCAUGAAGGGUAUUAAGACCUUUUGUACGGUGUUUGACUGAAACGUUUCUAUUAGAAACAAAGAAAUGAGGUAAUCAUGAUAUUAAUAUUUCAAUUAAUAUUGCACUAGUGUUAAAUGUAGCGCUAAGUGUUUUAAGGCUUAUGUAAAAAUCAAACCAGAAUGGAGAACACAAAUAGAAAUAAGCUAACAUUUUAUGUGAAAUAAUGAAACGAAGAUGAAAUUAGAUUUGAAUUAAGGAGUUAGAGUAAAAACAGACCAGGUUAGACACCAGUAGAAGAAAGAUUCUAACUCUUUAAGACAGAUACUGGACAAGCUGUAAGUUUCUCCUGCCGCUGUUUGCAUGAUACUGUAUAAACCCGAGACUGUGUUUCAUUUUUUCUGUCUGCCAGUUGUUAAGCAUGCCUCCUGUUCUCCACAUAGCUGUGUUUCUCAUCAUUGAUAUGAGGUCAGACAUUGUCUCUGACACUGUAGUAAAUGGUACCGAUGCCGGAUCAGACUCUGAACAUGAUCUAGGAUGUUGUUAUAUUGUGGCUCCAUCCCAAAACACGUUUAAUUACUACUCGGUCUGGGUUAAACACUCCGUGACCUUCUUUUCACCUCCUGAACUUCACCUUAGCACUCACUCUCUUCCUGCUGUAGAUAUUCACUGUUUUUAGAUAAUAACAAGCAAAAUGGAUUGCUUUGUCUUGUGAAGGUAUACAGUUCAUAUUUCCACAACCCAAAAUUAUUAUUAUUAUUAUUAUUAUUAUUAUUAUUAUUAUUAUUAUUAUUAUUAUUAUUCAUUUUGUAUUGAGCAAUAAGUAAGUUGUUGUGUUUUGAGAUGGUUCUUCCUUUCAGAACUCAAAAAAGACAUCUGUAGAGACAGUUGGACCGAACCUUUCCCGCCUGAUUAAAACAAGUGUUCAUGUAAAAUGUAAAUCUAUAUAGAAGCCAUCAAUAUAUGUGUACUUAUCAUGUAACAACGUUAAAUAAACAAGAAAGUAACAACAAAAUGAAAUGUU